This is a messenger RNA of Cololabis saira (Pacific saury), 4060 nucleotides long. RefSeq names its product RAB39B, member RAS oncogene family b (gene rab39bb). Lineage: Eukaryota; Metazoa; Chordata; Actinopteri; Beloniformes; Belonidae. Gene Ontology annotation, biological process: Rab protein signal transduction. Gene Ontology annotation, molecular function: GTPase activity; GTP binding. The record is from RefSeq and is a predicted model, not a curated record. Bases 437 to 1078 code for a protein of 213 amino acids. The transcript is spliced from 4 exons. Gene Ontology annotation, cellular component: Golgi membrane.
CUAUAUGAUGCUGCUGCUGCUGCCAUUUCAUCAGCGGAGGAACCCUGCGAGCAGCCAGCAAACCCAGAAGUGAUACCGAUACUCCCCCCUCCUCUCCUCUCGUCCUGUCUUCACACACACCGAAAGCGAGAGCAGCAGCCGCCGGGGUUAUUCGUGCAGGAUCCGCUUUUUUGUGGCACCUGCCCCGGGUCGGUGCGCUUUUCUCUCGGCUCUCCAUCGGGCCUGGUAUCGAGAGGGAGGUCGACCCCCUUCGUGUGGGUGCCAUGGAGGUCGUGGCGUGGUCGUGAGCGGCGUGAACACAGCGACAACCCCGGCCUAAAAGCGGACUCCAUCCCUGCUCCAAUCACGCGAGCUGGUGCUGACGCUGGCGCGCGUCCCCGGCGGUUUCCCAUCAUAAGCAAACCCGAGGCGUGCCCCCUCUCCCGGGCCGGGAGCCAUGGAGGCCAUCUGGCUGUACCAGUUCCGGCUGAUCGUGAUCGGGGACUCCACCGUGGGCAAGUCGUGCCUGAUCCGGCGCUUCACGGAGGGCCGCUUCGCCCAGGUGUCCGACCCCACCGUGGGGGUGGACUUCUUCUCGCGCCUGGUGGAGAUCGAGCCCGGCAAGCGGGUCAAGCUGCAGAUCUGGGACACGGCGGGCCAGGAGCGCUUCAGGUCCAUCACCAGGGCUUACUACCGCAACUCCGUGGGCGGGCUCCUCCUCUUUGACAUCACCAACCGCCGCUCUUUCCAGAACGUCCACGACUGGCUGGAGGAGGCUCGCAGUCACGUCCAGCCGCACAGCAUCGUCUUCCUGCUGGUGGGCCACAAGUGCGACCUGGAGGCCCAGCGCCAGGUGACCCGGCAGGAGGCGGAAAAGCUGGCAGGGGCGUACGGGAUGCGCUACAUCGAGACAUCCGCCCGGGACGCCAUCAACGUGGAGCACGCCUUCACCGAGCUGACCAAAGACAUCUUCGCCCUGGUGCGGUCCGGCGACAUCACAAUCCAGGAGGGCUGGGAGGGCGUGAAGAGCGGCUUCGUGCCCAACGUGGUCCACUCGUCAGAGGAGGUGACUAAGAGCGACCGCCGCUGCCUCUGCUGAUCUGGGAAGAGCGCGCAAACGACGGGAGCGAAGGAUUCAGAGGGGCGCGGCUGAUGGACGGAGCUGUCGGCCAUCUUUCUGAGUGAAACUGUUCUUCCCUCGGACUGGACACCGGAUGUUUGUACCAGAUGUAAAAGAACACCUGAAUGUGGAUGGAGGACUCAAAAGGGGUUGUUCCAAUACCUGUACCUGUUUUAUUUCUAAGAAGAAAGGAUCAAAGAUGCUUAUUUGAGAGGAUAGUGAUUGAAUUCCUCACGUUUCAGGCUUCUUCCCUGAAGGUUUCUCCCAGAAAGUCUUACAAAGGCCUUAGAAAGAGGACCCUCCCUGGUUCUUCUUCAAAGUAGGACGACUCUGGUUUCGUCUUUCUUUCCCUCCUAAUCUCUCCUCCCAUCAACUGCCACUCGAUAUGCAAUUACAUGACACGGAAAGAGCUCGCGUCUCUUCCUGCAUUUUCAUUUCAAACACGUAGAUGAAGCACGCUAAGAUCGAAUCCUCGUGCCGCCGUCUAAGCUACACCUUCCUGAGCUCAACGGAGGAGCCCUGGAGGUCCCGUACAAACCCGAGGAGCCGUUUCUGACCGGACCUGUGGAUGUGUUGCUUCUUGGUUUCUCUUUCAGUCGGUACGGGCCUCCAGGGAGCUCAAUGACGUUGAUUUCACGGUUACAUCCACCGUCCAUCUGCUGAAUAUCACGCUGUAACGAAACACCACCACCCAUCCAGGUCCUAACAGACUCUUGCAGGAGGAAGAGAUGUGUACAGCUUAACUGACGGAGUUGAGCGAGAAUUAAAGCUUAUUAUAGUCUGUCUUUUACUGAACCCAUGAUGUGGAUUAGUGGGUACCUUGGAAACGGAAAGCACCUUAAUAGCCAAGUCUGUCUGAACUGCAGAGUGUAGAUGAGCAAACUUGGGAUGUUUUAUUUCUUGAAGGCUAAAACCAUCAGAGAAGGGAGCUCAUUAAACUGCAGGAUGCUUGAUGAAUGAAUGAAAUCCACCAGUUAACCACUUUACUCACAGCGCACGCUUACGAUGGAGACAAACGUAGUCCAAUAAAAACAUGCUGGGAAGGUCCAACCGGCACAUCUGUCUCUCCAGGACUCAUUUUGGUAAAUACGAGCAGUUUACAUGGCUCUGUUUCAGUCUGUCUCCACUACCGGGGCAACAGAUCUUUUAUUUAUAGUUUAAUAUUCACAUAUUCUGCAGGUUGAUGUUGCCACCAGGAUCAUUUAGCUGUUACAGCCACGUGAAGCACACAAUCCAAGAUGGCCAUAAAAGCCUGCAGCCACAUUGAAACAGACGUGAAGGCAGUUUUAAUGCCACAGAAGUCAGAAAAUUAGAAGAAUGAUCCAUAACUAAUUGACGCUGAAAUUUAACUAAUUCAAAACUUUAAAAAACUAAAAAAAAACAACCAACAUUGAGACCAGUUUUUACAUUUACCCCCAAACCAGCUAAAUGAAGUCAGGUGUUCUGCCUUGUGCUUCAUGUAGGAGCAGUUUUACAUUCAGGGGACUUUAGUUUUCCUUUUCUUUCUGAAAAUGGAGCAGAAAGACUGAAACCUCUCAUGUCUGUACAUUAAGGAGCAGUUCAAGGUUUCUGCAUUCACACAUUCAGGCUGAUGGAGACUUGUUGACACCAGAGUCUGAACAAGGGUCCACCGGCAGCUGACGGUGAAUCAGUCCAGAAAGGUGGCGUGUCCUUGGACUUCAGAGACUCCGAUGGAGCUCAGACUCACUUUUGUUCCUUAAUUCACGGAUUAAUGCUUCAUUAUGCAAAAUUUAUGACUAUAAAUGGCAGGUAGGCGUGGGACAAUGUUCCAGCAAAGAAAGGGUGUUAAUUGGACCGUAGUUGAGGCUACUGUGAAUCUAUUACGUGUUAAGAUAACAAUACUGUCCUGAAAUGUCCAAUUGGAUCAUACUCUGGAGUCAUCUGCAUGCCCUGCUGCCCUUUUAAAGAGGACAAAUUCAAGUUCAGACCAUUUUAAAACAAAUAUCAACAUCCUUUUACUUCCUUUAGCAUGUGUGGCGUGCACCUUUGCAGUGCUUGUGUCUUAUAUGGUCAGGAACAUGCAGACGUCCACAGAGGAGUCCACAUAAAUGCUGACGGACAGGAUUUAGCCCUUGUGGAGGCAGAAAGCAGGAAUUGGCCUUAAAUGUGAAGCUACUGGCUGGUUUUCUUGAAACGGAGACCAGAGCUCCAUCAACUGGCCUGUGUGGGAACUUCAGGAACCAUCAGAAAUACUUUUUAGAUUAUUAUUAUUGAUCAAUAAACUGAAGAUCUAAUGUGUUCAAGGUGGUUAUUUAAACAGUCUGAGCUGAGCGAACAUCUCCUAAAGCCUAUUUCCCCAAAUCUUCUAUUGCUUUCAUUGAGUAUUGAUCAGUUUGCUCUGUAAGUUCACACCAGUUACUGGUGCUCCUCUAAAUGUCACAAUACAAAUAAAACAGAGCGACAAAGAAGCAGCAGCUCCUCAGAACUCUUGCUGCUGCUUGGACAACAUCUGUAAUCAGUAAUAUCAACAUUGGACCAAUAAGACGUCCAUCUGGCUCCUGUACGUCGGUUGUAUCGGCUACAGAUCAAUAAAUCAUUCAGACUUGGUGGAGACCUGUAGCUUUGUUGGCCCCUAAAUGUAUCUGAAAUCCCUCAUCUUGUCCACACAAACAUCAUUUUCAUUUUUUCUGUGAGUAAAUUCUCAUUUCAAUCCCAACAUAAAGAACUUCUUUGUCUCAUUGGGAUACUGCUGUAAAUGUAAUAUUAUUAUUAUUAUUUUACAUCUGCUUAUCUAUAAACCCAAAAUUUGUGAACCCUCUUUUUACAUUUCUUAAGGAUUUCAUGUUUUCCCGUUAAUAUAUUAGUUUACUUUAAGAACAAGUGUCCCAAAGCGUUUCCUCUGACGUCACACACCGCAUUACUCCUGAUUGAGUGAAAUGUUGUUGCCAGACAGAAAGGAUCAAUUUUCCAAAUUACUUCUGGGAAUAAAAACAACAACAA